Molecule: messenger RNA, 426 nt
Organism: Alternaria viburni
Lineage: Eukaryota; Fungi; Ascomycota; Dothideomycetes; Pleosporales; Pleosporaceae
Exons: 1
Coding region: 1-426 (141 amino acids)
Source: RefSeq, a predicted model, not a curated record
AUGCAGCAACACAGAUCCGCCCUCUCGCCCCUUCCCGAUAUCGUGCGCGGCCCAUCCGCACCGCCGCGACUACCACCUCGCCCUUCUCCACCACCGCCUGCUCCAGACUUCCUCGUCAUCGGCUUGUUCGCCCUGCGACUCACCAAGCGGUUGAUUGAAAGCCUCGAGUACUAUCCCGGUCGUGAUGCCGACAUCAUCUGGCUCGUUAACUUCCUCUCGCCCUUCCACAACGACUACGAACUAGCGAAGAUCUCAGGUGCACGAAGAGAUGACUACCUCGCGACGUAUCAGAGCAUCGUCUCACGGAUGAAGAAGCAGCCAAAGUACCCUAUGCGGUUCAUGCAGAUGAAUCCGGAUCAAUCGGCGCAGCCAACAAGGCGAGGAAGCGAGAUGGAGCGAUCGAGGGACAUGACCGAUGGUGAGUAG